Molecule: messenger RNA, 955 nt
Organism: Schizosaccharomyces cryophilus OY26
Lineage: Eukaryota; Fungi; Ascomycota; Schizosaccharomycetes; Schizosaccharomycetales; Schizosaccharomycetaceae
Product: protein phosphatase Fmp31
Exons: 4
Coding region: 52-483 (143 amino acids)
Cellular component (GO): mitochondrion
Molecular function (GO): thiosulfate-cyanide sulfurtransferase activity
Source: RefSeq, a predicted model, not a curated record
CCAAUACCCUUCCAUUCUUGGAUUGGCUCAGGUACUGUAUAGUUGUUGAGUAUGUUUGUGAGAGUAAUUCAGAGAAUGCCUACUGGAUUAAGCUCGCGCUUUUUUCAAACAGCGUCUUUCCGAAGUAAAGUAGCAAUCUAUGAUUUCGAAAAAGUUAGGGACUUGAGUAAACGAGCCAAGGCUGAAAGCAAAGGUCCCAUUUUAAUUGAUGUUCGUGAGCCAAGUGAGUAUGAAGCAGGAUCCAUCAACACGGCAGUCAACCUUCCUGUUAGUAAAUUAGAAGAUGCGUUAAAGCUUGGAGAGAAGGAGUUUAUGGACACUUAUGGCUUUCAUAAACCUUCCAUUAAGGACAGUGUGGUUGUUUACUGCCGAUCUGGUGCACGUAGUACGACUGCUUCUAAGAUAUUGUCCGGUCUAGGUUAUGAUCAUGUUGGAAAUUAUACUGGAUCUUGGCUUGACUGGUCUGCCAAAAUCAAGAAUUAAAUCGACAGGUCAGAUGUGAAUUGACUUUUGGUUCUAUGAUGAUGCAGAAUUUUUUCUCUUUUUUUAUACGAAAGGAUUACGAGAAUGGUAAUCUCCGCCAUAGGAAACUUUGUUCUUCUAUGUAUACCUAUAUAUGUAUGUUUGACACUCUACAUUUUGCUUCUUUGAUGUCAGAGAAAAAAGGGUAAAAUGGGUCUUGAGGUUGAAUAGGAACGCUCAAUGAAUAACAUAUACAUUGAAUGAUGAUCUUUGAUAACUCAUUAUGAAUAACAUGUCUACAAAAUGGAUAGAUGCCCUCCUAAAGGCGACAUAACUCGCUAUAUAUCUGAAGAGAGACUUAUUAGAACAUCAUUAGAUAUUUCCAAUAAACAAUUGAAGCCAUCUUGACAGUAUGGAAGGGCUAUGCUAUUUCUAGCUAGGAAUUUCCCAAAGAACACUGUUGUGAACAAGCCCUUUUUACUUGCUCUAUGAA